AUGGAUGCGCCAUUGAAGGACCGCAAAUCUUUUCUCGAUGAAUGCAUCGAGAAUAAUGUGGACUGCGAUCUCUGCGGAGGUUUUCUUUCACCACUAUCUCUCCGCAUUAGAAGCGAAUCUCAUCCCUGUCACGGAGUAUAUUGUGGUAGUUGUCUCACCAAUCACCUCAAACAUCACAACACCUGUCCGAUUCAUCCAGAUAUAGUCCUCUUUUACUUCGGUCGUGAGCCGGAGUUUAUGCCUGGUCAACGCGAGACCGCCAAUACGCUCGAUCGGAUCACAUCUGACGUCGAGGCUUCUCAAUUCGUCAUACAACUAUGGUGUGCAACUAGGCAGCUGUACGGCUACGAGCACAUCUUCGACUCCGACAUUCAAGAGAAGAUUAAAGAUACGCUAAGUGUGAUCUGCGAGGUCUUUGAUCACGAAUCUCCUUUGCUCAUAAAGGACGAGCAUAUGCCUGGUGUCGUGUCCAUCGCGAGAGAAAUGAUCGAAAUGAACUUCAAGUGUCAAAAUAACCCCAAUGAGGAGUGUGUAUUAGGACAGUGGCUACCGAAGAUAGACCAGGCUGUGGGAUGGGCACGGCGGACCUGAUUUGGCUCGGAGUAGUCAGCUGGUUACACGGUUGAGGUAUCGUUCGUAUCUCAUCAUGUCGAUGUAGGAG
Alternaria alternata is the source of this 661-nucleotide messenger RNA. RefSeq lists its product as hypothetical. The record is from RefSeq and is a predicted model, not a curated record. NCBI's taxonomy places the organism in Eukaryota, Fungi, Ascomycota, Dothideomycetes, Pleosporales, Pleosporaceae. The coding region runs from base 1 to 591 and encodes 196 amino acids. The transcript has 2 exons.